Molecule: messenger RNA, 2061 nt
Organism: Caenorhabditis elegans
Lineage: Eukaryota; Metazoa; Nematoda; Chromadorea; Rhabditida; Rhabditidae
Gene: ifa-3
Product: Intermediate filament protein ifa-3
Exons: 6
Coding region: 19-1764 (581 amino acids)
Biological process (GO): cytoskeleton organization
Cellular component (GO): cytoplasm
Source: RefSeq, marked reviewed
UUUGCAGUUUCCUUUUUGAUGGCCGAUCCAGAUUCCUACCGCAGCUCCAUUACUUCUCGGCCAGCUUUCAACCGUACCGUCACAAGUAGUACUCAAAACUACGGAACACCAGCAUCUGGAAAUCGUGUGCUCAAAAUUGUCACCGAAACACACACCUCCUCAGUUGCGAGUGGACUUUCCCCAUAUGGCCAAGGCGCUGCUUCCACCAUCCGCGAUGACCGCGAACGUGAGAAGAAGGAAAUCACGGAGCUCAACGAUCGUUUGGCUAGCUAUAUUGGAAAAGUUAGAUUUCUAGCUGCUCAAAACAGAAAGUUGGAGGCCGAUUUAAAUGUGCUCCAAUCGAGAUUUGGAAAGAGUACUGGAUCUGUAAAGAUUAUGUAUGAGAUGGAGAUCACUACUGCCACAAAUGUUGUCAAGGAAACAGGAAAGGACCAUGAAGAGGCUGAGAAGGAAAUUGGCAAGAUUAAAGAUCAGCUCGAUGAGUUACGCAAAAAGUUUGAAGAGGCUCAAAAGGGACGUGCAGAAGAUCGUUUAAAAAUUGAUGAGCUUCUUGUCACCCUCUCCAACCUUGAAGCCGAGAUCAACCUUCUCAAGAGACGUAUCGCCCUCCUCGAGGAAGAAGUUGCUCGUCUAAAGAAGGAGAACUUCCGGCUCACAUCUGAACUCCAACGCGUUCGCAGUGAACUUGAUCAAGAAACCCUUCUUCGUAUCGACAAUCAGAACAAAGUGACAACUAUUCUCGAGGAGAUCGACUUUAUGAAGAGAGGAUUUGAGACUGAGCUCAAGGAUCUUCAGGCUCAGGCUGCUCGCGAUACUACUAGUGAGAAUCGGGAAUAUUUCAAAAAUGAGCUUAUGAAUUCUAUUCGUGACAUUCGUGCCGAAUAUGACAGAUUCAUGGCUGGAAAUCGUAACGAUUUGGAAUCCUGGAGUCAAAUAAGAGUUCAAGAGAUCAAUACUCAGACCAAUCGACAAAACGCUGAAAUUAAUCACAAGAGGGAUGAGGUCAAGAGACUGCACAGUCAAGUUUCAGAGCUAAAAAGUAAACAUGCCGAACUGGCAGCAAGAAAUGGUCUUCUUGAGAAGCAACUUGAAGAUCUCAACUAUCAGCUCGAAGAUGACCAAAGAUCCUAUGAAGCCGCUCUCAAUGACAAGGAUGCUCAAGUUCGGAAGCUCCGUGAGGAAUGCCAAGCUCUCCUGGUCGAGCUCCAGAUGCUUCUUGACACCAAACAAACUCUUGAUGGAGAGCUCAAAGUUUAUAGACGAAUGUUGGAAGGUAACUCGGAAGAGAACGGACUUCGCCAACUUGUGGAAAAGGUUGUCAGAACAUCUGCUAUCAAUGAAGAGGUUGACACCGAAACGAUGCGCGUAGUCAAAGGAGAACACUCCAGCAGAACAUCUUAUCAACGUUCCGCAAAGGGAAAUGUAUCCAUCAAGGAAGUCUCCCCAGAAGGCAAAUUUGUCAUCUUGGAAAACACGCACAGAGACAAAGAAGAGCCACUCGGAGAUUGGAAGCUGAAAAGAAAGAUUGACGGAAAACGCGAGAUCGUCUUUACUUUCCCAUCCGACUAUAUCCUCCACCCGGUUCAAACUGUCAAGAUUUUCGCCCGCGGGAACGGUGUUGCCAAUCCUCCAGAAGUUCUAGUUUUCGAAGGUGACGACACAUUUGGUGCUGGUGCCAAUGUUCAAACAAUCCUCUACAACAACAGUGGAGAGGAACGCGCAACACACAUGCAACGCCAAAGCCAACAGACUACAACUUCAUAAAUCUAACCUUGCUCGGAUAACAAUACGAGAAAUUUCCCCAUCUUAGUUAAUUUUUUCUUCUUAUUUUCAAGCCGAAAUUGUACGGAACCGUAAUUUUUUAUUUAUUUCAUGCAGUAUUUUGCCAUGACUCAAUUCAAAUUUUCAUCCAUUCUUUGUCUUUCAGUUUAUAUUUUUUGAUCUAACAUUGAGCGCCAUUUCAUUAUGACCUAAACUACUUCUUACUAAUUUUUUAUUCACUGAUUUUCGACAUCUAAAUUUAUAUGUUUUAAUAUAUUCUAAUAAACAACAGUUAGUUGA